CAUUCUCAGUAACUAAAGGCAAACGUUCAAUAAGUUUAGGCAUUUAAUCAAUGAAAAUUCAUAUAACAAUUGAAUUAAUUUAGAUGUCUGACACAGGUGGUGAGUGGCAGGUUGCACGUCGGCGGAAAGGCGCAUCCAGGAAUUUGAAGCCAUUACAGAUGUCUUUAGCCCACUGCAAUGAGCCACUGGAUGUUGGGAAAACUCUUAAAAGGAUCAAAGAAAUAGUGGCUGAAAUGGGAUAUGAAAGCUUUUGGAAAGAAUGGAAAGAGCAGAUGUUGGUGGCAGCAUCAUUGAACCAAAAAGACAUGGAGGUCUCUUCAGGCCAGGUGCAAGAGAGUUUAGAUGCCCAAAUAUGUCCACUGGAGUGUGUGUGUUAUGGCCUGGGCACCUUUUCCACAUGUGUGUCCGCUCGGUACCAGCUUGCCAUUAUGCUCCUGCUCCUGGAUGCAGCAAAGAUUCCAUUAAAGGACUGUUUUGUUUUUGACCCUGCUUUCUCCCCUGGAGAAAAAGAUGUACUCCGAGAGUUGGGUCUGACUGUACUCACAGACAAUGAGGAGGGGAAGCGACGGGCCACCAGACCUACGCUCUUUUAUCUCAUGCAUUGUGGGAAAGCUCUGUACAAUAACCUCUUAUGGAAGAACUGGAGUCCAAAAUGUCUGCCACUUGUGGUGAUAAUUGGAAACAGCUUCAGUGGCAUGAGGGAGAGAAUGAUCGAGAGAGAAUUUAAGCGGAACUACAGCUACAUCAGCCAGGCAGUGACUGUGUGCGAGGAGAUACAACUGACCUGUCCAUCUCAUCUGACUGACGUCUUCAGCGACACUGCACUCAUCACUUUUAAUACUAGAAACCUUAACAGUCUCAACCAGUCGACCUGGACAGAGCCACCUGAACCACAAUAUCAGCACUGCUCUGAUUUGGAGAUAAUACAAAGAGAAUUUCUGAAUGGAGAAAGGACAUGAACUACUCGUUCCACUUCUUCAUCUGCCCGCAAGCAGUGCGGGAAAGGAGAAAACAUGGAUAAGUAUGUUAACACUAAUAAUCCUGUGAUGUUGAUUCUUUUUCUAUGGACACAACCAAGUUUCAAUAUGUCCUUAAAAAAAAUGUCACAAUGUACAGCUGAAUCUGCUCUCUGCAUUUAAUCCAUCCCUGAUAAUUGGGCAGCAACUGUCUAAGGCCCAAGGCCUGACUUCAGUUCUUUUGGCAAAAGAACUGCCUGAAACAGAACCUUUGUUUUUAGUUGCGAGGGUGUUAGAUAUAUUGUAGAAGUUAUCAUUUAUUUGCUUAGCUUGCAUUAGUAUUAUGGACAAUGUUUAGAAAGAAAGAUGUCUCGCCUUCAAGAAGAUGACUCAGCAGGAAUCAUCUGAGAGAAGGACGUGGCCGGGACGUGGCAGGUGCCAUGUUUUCACCUUGAAACCCUACCCUUAGUGUGUUGUGUCUUGUAGCUUAGUACGUUAUGUCUUGUAAACUUAGAAACCUCCCUAUUUUCAAAUAAAUGCAGGAGCGACGGGAGAGAUUGUUUAGAGCGUGUUGAGAGGCUGUAACCUGAACA
Messenger RNA from Phycodurus eques (leafy seadragon), 1549 nucleotides. It is a transcript of the gene srrd, whose product is annotated as SRR1 domain containing. Gene Ontology annotation, cellular component: cytoplasm; nucleus. The record is from RefSeq and is a predicted model, not a curated record. The coding region runs from base 84 to 959 and encodes 291 amino acids. NCBI's taxonomy places the organism in Eukaryota, Metazoa, Chordata, Actinopteri, Syngnathiformes, Syngnathidae. Gene Ontology annotation, biological process: microtubule-based process. The transcript has 6 exons.